Rhipicephalus sanguineus (brown dog tick) is the source of this 1549-nucleotide messenger RNA. RefSeq names its product mevalonate kinase-like. Bases 1 to 834 code for a protein of 277 amino acids. Gene Ontology annotation, cellular component: cytoplasm. The record is from RefSeq and is a predicted model, not a curated record. The transcript has 7 exons. Gene Ontology annotation, biological process: cholesterol biosynthetic process; isoprenoid biosynthetic process. Gene Ontology annotation, molecular function: mevalonate kinase activity; ATP binding. NCBI's taxonomy places the organism in Eukaryota, Metazoa, Arthropoda, Arachnida, Ixodida, Ixodidae.
AUGACCAUCACGGCGUCGGCACCGGGAAAAACCAUAAUUCAGGCGAGCACGCUGUCGUCUACGGCAAGGCACUUUGGCCCGGUCAAGUUCACCAUCAAUUCGAGGCUGCCACUGGGAGCGGGUCUCGGAUCGUCGGCGUCCUACAGCACGGCCCUGGCGACGGCGCUGCUGGCGAAAUACGGAGCCGUGCAGCGCGCCCUGUCCAGCAAGGACCGCGAGCUCAUCUGCUCAUGGGCCUUUCAGGCAGAAUGCAUUCUGCAUGGUCAACCCUCGGGCAUCGACAACACCAUCUGCACCUACGGAGGUGCUGUUCUAUUUAAGGGCGGGAAAAUAAGUGAAUCUCUUGAGAGCAUUCCCAGCUACAAGGUGUUGCUGGUCAACACCCGAGUUCCCAGGAACACCAAGGCUCUGGUGGCAGGUGUCAAGAAGAGGCACGAUCAGUUUCCAGAUGUUAUAAAGCCGGUCCUGGAAUCCAUUGAAGCAAUAUCCGAAACCUUUUGGAAGCUCCUGAAGAUGGCACCCGAGGUGGCAGAGAACAUGUUCUCCAAAUCCUUGGAACUGGUGGAGAUGAACCAGUCCCUGCUGAACUGCCUUGGAGUUGGUCACCCACGACUGAACAGGAUCGCCGAGAUUGCCACCCUGCAUGGUCUUGCUGCAAAGCUGACGGGGGCGGGCGGCGGUGGCUGCGCCUUGCUCCUGUGUCGUGUUGGCUGUCAAAACAAUGUGGGUUCGAGUGGUGAAGCUGAAAUGCUCACAGUGUGCAAGCAGCUUGAAGAGGAAGGCUUCCUCUACUGGGAGGUGGACUUGGGUUGCCCCGGUGUCACGCUAGACUGACCUCGUGAGCCAAAAGGAGCUAAUUUCAGGCCAGAGCACACUUUACAGUGCAGCAUCGAUCAAAGGCCAAUGUGCUUUCAAAGCUUUAUUUAGUAACGCAACACAUGUCUACACUCCUGUCCCGAAUGCUUGUGUACACAGUACAAUGCACGGCGCUGCGCAUACAUUGGUACGGCAUACUGUAUGUAUGCUCUCUGUGUAGCUUAGGUUUUCCUCGGAAGGACCUGCAUAAUCCUGGGAGCCAUUACAUGAGGGAACCUUGCGUAUGGGACCAAAAAUAUCAUAGCGCAGUGGCUUCCAUAUCCAUCUUGAAACAGGACAGCCCUGAGGACGUGGAUGUAUAGAAGGCACAAAAAAAAAAAAAAAAAAGACAAGGCAUAGCCUUUUUUGUUGCCCCCACAUCUGUCCCUUCAGCACUGACAUGAUUCAUGAUGAGCUUGUUCAUGCUUCCAUGUUAAUCCCCAUGUCCAAAACACUAAUCUAACUAGCCACGCAUGAUGUGGCUUCGCUGCCGCUUCACGACAAAGAAAAAGUCACGGUGAGCGCAGCAGAUGGACACCUGUCUUAGUGCUAAGCCAACUAAUGCGUAAAACGUAAUUUUGUUGACGGAACUGCGGGCAGUUCGAAAUACUCAUCUCUCAGCCUACACAGUCAUUUUGAUUUUACUGUCUGAAUCACAGCGCACAUGAUACCAACCAUGCUUAACUGAACACAA